Molecule: messenger RNA, 1824 nt
Organism: Prorocentrum cordatum
Lineage: Eukaryota; Dinophyceae; Prorocentrales; Prorocentraceae
Source: the annotation of a GenBank genome assembly
AUGGCCACUAGCACCCGGGUGGUUGUCUUGUUCCUCUUCUUGCUCGCAGGCGCGGAGGCGGAGCGUAUCAAUUCCGCGGCGAAUUUGGCUGCCGCCGCCCGCGCCGAGAUCGAGUCGCACAGCUUCAAAGGGCGCUCGUCCACUGACAAGAAGACCAUGGACCUGGAUUGGCACGGCUGCGCAUCCAAGACCAACUGGCUGUUCGGUCCGAGCUGCGGCGAUGUCGAGGGCUGCGAGUGGCACAAGCUGUGGCUCGACACACCGAGGCAAUCGUGCCGCUUCUCGGACGGCUACAAGCUGCAGCCGGGCAACGUCCAGAAGUUCCUCCCCGUGGAGCUCGCCCGCCUCGAGGAGAAGAGCGCCACGUUCGCCAAGAACGGGUGCCUCUUCGGCGGCUGGUUCGCUAAGUGCUACCGCCGCAUGCGCCAGAUGAUCCGGCUACUCAAGUACGUGCGUCGUGCCGUCAGCGACGCCAAGAAUGACCCCUCGCACCCAGCUCACGCGCUGGCCGCUAGGGAGGAGACGUCGCAGAAGCUGCUCAGGGCAGCUGACAAUUUGGCCACGGGCUUCAAGAAACUCCAGGGCAAGGACGGGUUCGGCGAGGCCUUCGCCACGAUGAGCGCGGGCCCCGAGAGCCUCCGCGCCGUGGCCGCCGCGGUGGAGGGCGCAGAGAACCGCUCGCUGACGGACGAGGAGACGGUCGCGAUGGAGAACACGAGAGCCAUCGAGGGAAUGCUGAAGGCCACCGGCACGAGCCUGGACGACGAGCAGCGCGCCGAGCUCUACGCGCAGCUCGAGGCCGGCGGCCCCACGGAGGAGAGCGAGGACGACCUCGACGCGGACGUGGAGGAGCUGGUCGGCUCCCUGGACCAGGCAAUGGGCGAGUCCGACAGCGACGACAGGAGCAACCUUCAGCAGCAGGAGGGCAGCGUCGACGAAGAGGACGAAGAGGACCCCGAGGACGUCGUGGCGAAGGCGGCAGAUGCCGCGGCUUUGGUGCAGCUCGGUGCCCAGACUGGCACGAACUCCACCGGCGCGCUGCAGGCGCGCGGCACAGGCCCCCUGAAGUGGAUCUUCCAGCACGGCCUCGGCUGGAUCGUGACCCGCAUCGCCUGGGUGCUGCUGUUCUUGGUCGGCUCUGCCGUCGGCCUCAUCCGCGCCGGCGUCAUCUUCCCGCUCCUCUUCCUGGGGUGCACGCUCACCAAGUUCAUCACGUGGGUCUUCCGGGACGUCGGCUACAACCUCCUCUGGGAGGGCGAGACCGACCUCGUGGUUAAGCGCUUCCAGAAGAUCGGCAAGUGCCCGGCCUGGGCCUGGGAUGCCGUCGGCUUCGACGCCUCGUCCGAGGAUACCGUGAAGCAGAUCGUCGUGCAGCCCGCCACCUUCGCCUCCUACAUGACCGGAGUGAACCACUGGUACAAGAGCGAGGAGGGCUUGUGCGCCAAGGUCCAGUGUGGCGCGAAUGCGGAGUGCCAAAGCGGACAGUGCAUCUGCAACAAGGGUUACUAUCCGGACGCCAGUUCCCCUGGCCACUGCUACGAGGCCCCCACGUCGGCGGGGUGUCGUUGCAUGGCCACGUGGUCGCAGCAGGAGCUUGUCGUCUUCAGCAGCACCCACCACGGCUGCCCUGCGAGCGGUAAGUGCCAGGUCGACAGGGCCCACGCCUCGUUCGGCACGUGCAAGAGCAGGAUCGUCUCCGCCGCGAAGGGCCUCUUCGAACACGUCGGCAACGCCGUGGGCGUCUCCUUGACGUCCGCGGUCCACGACACCUGCAAGCGGCUCCCCUUCCGUGCCGUGGUGCAGGCCGUGAACACGAUCGCGUGA